This is a messenger RNA of Stegastes partitus (bicolor damselfish), 727 nucleotides long. Its product is annotated as tetraspanin-8-like. Gene Ontology annotation, cellular component: plasma membrane. Bases 125 to 727 code for a protein of 200 amino acids. The record is from RefSeq and is a predicted model, not a curated record. The transcript is spliced from 6 exons. NCBI's taxonomy places the organism in Eukaryota, Metazoa, Chordata, Actinopteri, Pomacentridae.
GGUCCAACCGGCUGCACUUCAGCCGCUCGCAGCAGAUUCUGUGUUUGUGCUCCAGAGUGAAGGACGCCGGUGCUGCAGUCGCCUCCGAACCCACCGACAGAAGACCGACGUGAACACCGGGACCAUGGCUGUGAACAAAUGCAUCAAGUACCUGCUCUUCUUCUUCAACCUGCUGUUCUGGAUCAGCGGUUGCAUCAUCCUGGGCGUGUCCAUCUACCUGAAAGUCAGCAAGCAUGACAACAAGAUCACAGAGGACACUCUCCCCGCCGUCGACCUGAUGAUCGCCAUCGGAGUCAUCAUCAUGGUUCUGGGCUUCCUGGGCUGCUGCGGCGCCAUCAGGGAGAACCGCUGCAUGCUGCUGCUGUUCUUCAUCUUCCUCCUCCUCAUCUUCAUCCUCCUGCUGGCGGCGGGCAUCGCGGCGGCCGUGGGCGAGUCGAAGGUGAAGGACUGGGUGAAGGAACGUCUGGAGAAGUUCACGCCGCUGUCGAGUCAAGACCAGCAAGUGAAGGACGACCUGGAGCAGCUGCAGAGAGAGCUGAAGUGCUGCGGCCUCGUCAACGGACCGGCCGACUGGCAAACCAGCGUUCCCCCAUCGUGCCGCUGCAACGCCACCAGCACCGAAGUCUGCUCGGGAAUGUACUACAACACGGUGAGAACCAGAACCUCAGAACCUCAGAACCUCAGUCCGCUCAGUGACGGAAACGAUGUCCGUAGAAAACCCACGUAG